Passer domesticus (house sparrow) is the source of this 924-nucleotide messenger RNA. RefSeq names its product androgen dependent TFPI regulating protein (gene ADTRP). Gene Ontology annotation, cellular component: endomembrane system; membrane. Lineage: Eukaryota; Metazoa; Chordata; Aves; Passeriformes; Passeridae. The transcript has 6 exons. Bases 133 to 834 code for a protein of 233 amino acids. The record is from RefSeq and is a predicted model, not a curated record.
ACUAGAGCAAAGUGGCAUCGUGUCCCGAGACUGCUCUGAAGUAAACCCUCCUGCCUUGCCUUAUCCCAUGCACUGAGCACCUUAAGAGAAAAGCUGCUUUCAGAGCAGCUGUCAGUUGCUCCUGGCUGAAGCAUGGAAAUCUCUACUCUCGCCACGUACCACUGCCUUGCCUUUGUCUGGUACCUUUUCGUUGCCUAUUCCAUCUCACACGUAAAAACAGAGGAGCGGCCAUCUGAAGUGUUCCUUUACGGGGGGCAGUGGAAAUAUUUGACAAUCCUCAAUCUGGUUUUGCAGGCUGUCUUCUAUGGGGUGUCCUUCCUGGCUGAUGUGUUGAGACUAAUUAAGAAACUGCGAUGUGCUAAGUGCAUAAUUUCCAGCAGAGACCUUCUUUUCAGUGUCCUGGCUUUCCCAGUGUCCACAUUUGUGUGUAUAUCCUUUUGGACACUGUAUACCUACAACCGAGAGCUGGUUUACCCCAAAAGCCUGGAUGGAGUCAUCCCGCUCUGGUUAAAUCAUGCUAUGCACACGGCUGUAUUGCCAUUUGCUCUCCUGGAAAUCUUUGCCUUGCCGCAUCGUUACCCAGCAAAGAAGAAGGGAUUGAUCCUACUGGGAUUUGUUGCUUUUCUCUAUAUCAGUUGGGUCCUGUGGAUUUAUUCUGUAACAGGAGAGUGGGUAUAUCCUCUCUUUGCUUUGUUCAGCCCUGCUGGACUAGCAGCCUUUUUUGCCGGUAGCCUUGCCAUCAUCGUCGCCUUCUACAACUUCGGAGAGUUCCUCAACCGUAUGAUAUGGGGAGAUUCAAUAGCAAUACUGGACCACAAGUGGAAAGGCAAGUGAAUCCUCCUCUUGAAGCCAAACAAUCUCUCCAUGAAUGCUGAAGCCAUGAAGUAGAGGAAAAUAAACGUAGCUGUGAUAAAUCCUUUCUCC